This is a messenger RNA of Eutrema salsugineum, 3595 nucleotides long. RefSeq lists its product as uncharacterized. The record is from RefSeq and is a predicted model, not a curated record. The transcript has 2 exons. Lineage: Eukaryota; Viridiplantae; Streptophyta; Magnoliopsida; Brassicales; Brassicaceae. The coding region runs from base 326 to 3355 and encodes 1009 amino acids.
ACGAAUUUUCUUCUCUCUCGUUUUCGCGAGAACUUUUCCCCCGAAGAAGAAGAAGAAGACGAGGUUUUCUCUCGGAGCGGCCAACCGUCGUCGCCGGAGAUAGUGCAGUGAAUAUUUUAACAGAGUGUAGAUAUUUACAUAUAUAUAGAGGCACAGGAAGGGAUUUGGGAGAUGCGAGUGCGCAUCGGUUUUGUUGGAACGGAUAACUCGCUUGACCUAGGGUUUCAUCUUCCUGCUACUCGGUGGACCUUGUCAAAUGGGAGAAAGAACCUUUUUGCUUCCUAAGGGUGUUCAACAUUGUUGGAGUUGACAUAUGUAAAUCAGUAUGACGCUUGAGGAUUUCUUUACGCUAACAGAAAUAAAAGAUGGACUCGCGGCCACUUUUCGCGUUGAAGAGCUCGUGUCUGUCAUGCAGAGUAAUAAAGAUUCAGUUUUGAAGAACGCUGGCGAUGCUUCUAGACAAUGGACGGCUGUUGCAACCACAAUUGCGGCCACAAAGAACAGAGAAUGUCUUGAUGUUUUUGUAAAUUUAGAUGGACUCCUUUACUUAAGUAGCUGGCUAGCAGAAGCUCAGAUGUUGGCUAACGAUUCGACUGACAAAUCUAUAGAGGAGUCAGUUCUUGCUUUGUUAGAAGCUCUUGAAAAUAUAGGUGUAGACAGUUCGAGGUUAGUUUCUUCUGGGAUAUGGGAUGCUGUCAAGAAACUUGUUGACCAUGGUAAUUCUCGGGUUCAGGAACAGGCGAGAAAGCUCUAUGGUAGCUGGAAGGAUAAGGUAGUUUAUGACCAUUCUGAACGUGACACUGAAAGCUGUAGCAAAGCUCAUGAAGAUGAGAUGAGAAUCGUAGCGGCAAGCAGGGAGAGCAGUGGGCUAAAAUCCGCUGUUACUCGUUGUUCAACGCAAAGCAAUAAUGAAAAGGAGGUUCCUCAAAAAGCAGAUGAAGCCUUGCUGUCAGGAAGCUCAGGAGAAAACAACCCAGAUCAAGAUAACGGUUUGGAACUGCAGAAGGACAAGGUUGGGUUUGAGUCGAACCUGAAGUCCCACUGCUCUAAUACGAUGACCGAAACUUUAAAUGGCUCUUCUACCGAUGAUAUUAUGAAAGAAGUUCAAGAAAAUCUUUCCUUGAAGGAAAAAAGCUCUAUGAGGGAGACGAUGGGUCCCACAAUAUUUGGUAGUAUGCCUAAUAGCUCUAGUAGCCUUCCUUAUUCGGAGCGCGAUAGUGUUGAAGGCCCAUCAAAUGAUCCACUGGGUGCUGAGAUAUCUAAGGAAAAGCAGGUGGGAAUCUAUGGAAAUUUUCUAGAAAAAAUGGGUGGACCUUUAGCAGUGACAUCUAGUUCAGCAGGACAUGUAGCUGUGUCUUCUGAUUCUCUUAUUGCCAGUAUGGAGUUGGAGAAAUAUAGUCUUUUGCAGAGUAGUCUUGAUUCAAAUGAGGUGAGCAGGAAUGCAUCUGAGACGAUAUGUGGGUCACACGAUGUGAGCAAGGCCCAUAAUAACAAACAUGUGCCUUCAUUGGCUCAUAUAACGGACAAUCAGGAUUCUGACAAUUCAUCAAGAUUAUCAGGUGGCCAUGGCAGAAAUAGAAAAGUUGAGAGUGACAAUAUGACUGCUCAUGCUGACCAUGAAGAAAAAAAAGAUGAUAAGAGCCAUUCAGACAGCAAGAGGAGAGUAAAACGGAGAAAGAACCGCAGGUCUUCUAGAUCAAUGACCAUAUCCCAGCGCCUUGGAGCAAUUGACAAAACAACUGCUGAUAUUGACCUUGGUAUUUUGGAUGCCUUGGAGGUCGCUACCAAAGUCGCACAGGAAGUCGCAAGAGAAGUGGACUCUGGAGAAGCUUCUCGCAGUUCUUCAGAAGAAUUGUCUGAUGAUAACGGGCAGUCUGGUUCGAAAGACUCCCACGAUGAUGAUCUACACACAGGUUCUCCAUCUAAGGGAUUAUCAGUGGGUGAAAGCCAUUCCUUAGAGGAACCUCAUGUUGGAGAUGACGAUGUUAUGGAUGAGAAGAAUAACAAACGUGAAAAUGGGAUGAUGAACAAUGAUGAUGUUAAGAAGAACCACCUAGCAACAGCUGCUAAAUCUGAAGUAGGCAGAGAGAAAAGCCCAUGUGGCUUUGACCUCAAUGAAGAUAUUUGUCCUGAUAAUACAGAUGUCAUUAUGUCCUCCAUAUCUACCACCACUACUCCUAUGAUGUGUGUUUCACAUUCUGUCUCAACUUCUGGAAUGCAUGCAGCAGCACCGUUGCAAUUGGACAGAUCUCUUAGCGCGAAAGGAUCGGCUGCUACUGGUCUACAUCACCCAGAAUUACCUCAUAAAGCUCAUAGCGGGGAUUUAAGAGAACAGCAGGUGAUUUGUCGUGGUAUUGAUCUGAAUGUAGCUGAGGUAGGAGAUGAUCAAGUUGAAGAUCUAACUCCCUUGAAACAGUUUCCUUUUUACUCAUCAAACUUGAGGGGUGGAGAGUCAUCACAUGAAGCUAAUCUCCGGGGAUCAAGCAGGUUCAACCUGGAUUUGAAUUGUACAAACGAGGACGAUGACAUGCCUCCACCUUCUGCUGAGCUGAAGAUGGAAACAAGAUUGUUUCUAAGUCCCAAUGGUCAGCAAAGCGCAUCACCUUUCUCCUCAAUGUCAGUUCCUCAGCAAUCAGGCAAGGAAGUCAACUUUGACUUGAAUGACAGGCCACAGUUUUUUAUCGAUUCACGUGAUCAGGGUCCUUACUAUGGACGGCACCCAUGGAGUACAGGCCCCUAUGGAGGGCAUGAACCGGUUAUUUCUAUCUUGGGUACAAAAGUGGACGUUGACAGAAAAGACUCUGUACCCCAGAUGGCUUCGUUCUUGUCCAAUGGUAAGUCUCUCGAGCCUGCAGCAGGAUUAUUCAUGGGAAGAACGGGAAACUCUUUGGGUUUAGGCCCUGGUGUUUCUUUUUCUCCAGCCCCUAUGUAUGGCUACAACGGCUUGACUGGUCCUCCUGGUAUGUCAAUGUCAUCGCCCAUGUAUGUUCCUGGAACAGCUAUUCCAUACAUGGUGGACGCUAGGGGUACGCCAGUGAUGAUGCCUCAAAUGAUCGGAUCAAGCCCAUAUGUGCAGCCACAAUUCCCUCAACAACACAUGUUCAUGAGCUUGGCGGGUGGAUCGCCUAGUUUGAAUGGAUCAAUGCGGCCACAGUUUGAUCAGAGUUCUGGGUUUGGGCUUGAGAUGGGAAACAGAGAGUCGUUAAGUUUGAGGCAGUUUCUGUCACCGGAACAAAGUGGGGCUAUGGGAGAGCAUUCAGGAGCAAAUGCAGAGCCCUCAUCGAGUUCAUCUAUUAGCGUUGGUGGGAAGCGUAAAGAGCCGGAGACACGUUGGGAGUUCCCUCCAUGGAGAUAGUGAUUUACAAAUAGUUGAGAUGGAUUGGUUGAUUGGUCGUCAAAGAAUGUUGACAAGGUUAUAAUUUGUCUUUGCUGAACUUUCUCUUCCUUUUUUUUUCAUCUUUCCCCAUCAGUUUUCCCCGUUUUUCAGGUUUUAAUUUCAUAACAUAUAUAUAGGAGGAUUAGUUCAAACAUUGGUAUAUGUCAAGCUUCUUUUUAACCUUGUUGGGUUUUUCUCCAUAAAAUAAAUAUAUAGUUU